Morchella sextelata is the source of this 1107-nucleotide messenger RNA. RefSeq lists its product as uncharacterized. The coding region runs from base 1 to 1107 and encodes 368 amino acids. The transcript has a single exon. The record is from RefSeq and is a predicted model, not a curated record. Lineage: Eukaryota; Fungi; Ascomycota; Pezizomycetes; Pezizales; Morchellaceae.
AUGGCCUACACCCGCUCCAAGAAAGCCCCCAAGAAGGCCAAAACCCGUGCUCGCAAACUUGCACUCGCCGGCUCAGCUAAACCCAGAGCCAGGCCGUCUGCUGCAAAGCGUUCUACCCCCACCACGAACACCACUCCCACUCCUACCCCCACCCCCGCUGAAGUCCACAGCGAUACCGACGAGGAUCUUCUCGGUGCAGCAAAUAGUAUCGUCAGCGAGCUGGGUAAAAUCACUCGAAGCCUCGAAAAACCUAAAGCGAGCUUCUGGAAAAAGCACGGAAGUAACCUCGCUGUGGUCAUCAGAAGGGUUCCCAGCUUCGAUCCCUCCAGAUACCAGCGUGUCGAAGACGAGGACGAAGACGUCUCGAUGGAUAACACCGCUACUACCCCUCCUUCCUCGUACAAGAAGGUUCGCUUCGACAGGCAGGUCGAAGAGAUUGGUAGCUCUGGUGGUAUGAGCGGCAUUCUCACUGCGGCCAAGUUCGGUGAUUCGGAGGACGAGGAGUCUAGUUCCAGCGACGAGACCGACGAAGCCGAGCUCAGUGAGGAUGAGCUCUCCGAGUCGGUCCGUCGGAUUACUAGAAGUCGGGGGCCUAUUAAACCCAAAAACCACGGCUUUGCAGUGGUCAUCAAGAAGUCCCCGGCUUUGACAGCGCCCGUCACCCCGACUCCUGCUGCUUCUGGAGUUCCGAGGGUUACGAGACAUGCUACGACCACUCGUCAUCAGUUCCGCCUUGCUGUCACUGGGAACCCUGCUGCUGUUCCGUCGUCGACGACUACAAGCGAGGCCGUCAGUGUCAGGUCUUUGAUUCAUUCCCGCAUCGACGAUAAGUAUGCUGCGUCUAGAACUCGUGCUACUGCUGCUACCAUUGCUGCAAACCGUCCUGCGUCCAAGGCCUCGAAUGCAAAGAAUGUUUCGACUUUCGCUACUGGUGUCGUUCAGAAGAACACUCGUGGAGCCACCAUCAAGAGGACCAGCGGCCGCAUCGCUGUUAAGGCUUCUAAGGCUAAAAUCGUCGACGUGGAUGAUGACGACGAGGAGGAAGACGACGAGAAGGAGUCUGAGGGGGAGUCUGAGGAGGAGGAGGAGUCUGACGAAGACGAGUAG